GCACUGCAGGGACUGGUCUGCUGCUGCUGCUGCCACACACACUCACUCACACUUGUUAUUCCCAUCAACUUUUCUCUGCUGCUUUUUCUUCCUUCUCUUAUCUGUGCUCCAGAGGAUUAUAUGAUUUUCCUAUUCAAAGAAGAAAAAAUAACAGCAUCCAAUAAUGCAGAGCAUGCACCUGAUUCGGUGGGAAAGGACAGAAAUCCAGCAGAAGAAAACCAGAUGUGAAUGGAAAUAUUAAAGGUCUCCCCCCUCCCUUUGCACAUACUGUAGGACACUACAAGAGACAGGAUACAGCAUUGCUUCAAGGAAGGAGGGAGUUAUUUUUCUGGAUCUCAGCUUUAAACUAACAGAGUCUGCCAGGUCAUCUGGACCUUAAAAAAAAAAAAAAAAGGACCAGACCAUGAAUUGAAAUAUGGACAGCAGACACAGGAGGACAUAGGCAGCGCCUGGUGAUGUGCGUGCCCUUCUUAUAAAGGAGAAAAGUCUUGUCCACACUGUCUGGCAAAGGAAGCACCUAUGCUUGGGCAUGGCAAGGGGAGACCACUGAUGUGCCAUAGCCUGCUGGAGUAAUUGGUGCAGCUGCAGUGAGUGAUGGCUGGAAUGGGUAGACGGGAGCUGGGGUGCAGAGGUAGACGUGCCAGAGUGAUGGGAUGCUGCUGCCAGCUAUUGCCUCCUCUGCACCCUGUACUACUGCUGAUGCUGCUCUGCCUGCGCUGCUGCAGAGCUCAGGUGUACAACCUCAGCCUAGCCGUGGACGAGGGGCUGCCAGCGGGCACCUUAGUGGGGGACAUCCGUGCGGGACUGCCAGAGGGGAGCCCAGGUGAAGGAUUCUUCUUGUCGGAGGAAGGAGGCGAGUCCCCGGUACUGCGGGACUUCCAGGUGGACACAGAGACCGGCAUCGUGCGGACACUGCGGCUGCUGGACAGGGAGAGGAGGGAGCGCUACAGCUUUGUGGCUGCCACCCUGCAGGGAGACGUGGUGCAGGUGGAAAUCCGGGUGCGGGAUGUUAAUGACCACUCGCCCACAUUCCCUGUGCCAGCGCUCCGGCUACAGGUGUCUGAGCUGACUCCCCCUGGCACCACCUUCAGGCUGCCUGCUGCCCGGGAUCCGGACACUGGCCACUAUGGGCUGAUGGGCUACACUCUGCUCCGGGGCAGCAGAGAGGCAGCCUUCAUCAUUAGGUAUGGAGAUGGCACAUUCAGCGUGGGCUCUGGGAAGGAUGGGCCAAUAAGCGAAGAGUCAGAAGAACAUGACCAUGGGCCUUGGGUAGCAGUGUCUUCUGGUGACUUGGCCACGUUCCCUAAAACUAAGGAACACGGUAAGGAGUCAGGUGCUGAGGGGCAGGGACUGAGGGAUUUGGAGUAUACAGAGGGUCAAUCCUAUGGGGGUGAAAAGCAGGAAUUUUCUGCAGAAGAGAAUUCUGAUACACAUUCUGAUGGCUAUCUCUAUGACUCAUAUACAGAGGGAAAUGGUGACAGAUCAGGCUCACAUGAAGAGUUACAGGUAGAAAGGCCAUAUUCAUCCCUGCACCCCUUAGAUCUUGUACUGGUACACUGGCUAGACAGGGAAGAGCAAGAUGGGUAUCAGCUAGAAGUGGAGGCUUUUGAUGGUGGCCACCCUCGUAGAACUGGGAGACUUUAUAUAGAUAUCACAGUUCUGGAUGCAAAUGACAACCCACCAAGCUUUGACCAGCCAAAAUAUAAUGGGUGGGUGUGGGAAAGUGCACCAGCAGGUACCCCAAUUUGCACUGUGCAUGCAACUGACCCCGAUUUAGGUAGCAACGGUGAAGUCAGCUACAGUCUAUGGUCUGAUGAGGGUUAUUUCAGUGUUGAAGAAACUAGCGGGGUAGUAAGGGUCAGUCGUCCCUUGGAUAGAGAACAAAAGGCCCUGCACCAGCUAGUGGUCCAAGCUAAGGAUGGAGGAAUGCAGCCUGAGGUAUCUAGUGUCCUUGUUAUGAUAAAAGUCCUUGAUGUUAAUGAUAACAAACCCAAAAUUGAAGUCACAUUACUCACUGACAGUGGACGGCCAGAAAUCUCAGAGGGAGCAGAAGUUGGAGAGUAUGUAGCACGUAUUUCUGUCUCUGACCCUGACUUAGAGCUGGAGGAGCUACCUUCAGAGGCUACCGAAGGUAAGGACAUAGUAGAACAUGCAGGAAAAGGUCAAUAUAGAGGACACUUGAGAGAAAGUGAUGGCAUAACAGGAUAUUCCCUGUUAAACGUAACACCCAACUAUAAUGAGGGACACAGCAAAACAUCUGAGAACAUAAGAAAAAUGGUGGAACCUGGACACUUUGGGACAAUUCAACGUGUUUCUGUGUCUUUGGAAGGUGCUGAUGGAUUCUUUUCUCUUCGUCCUGCUGGAUCUCAGAUAUAUUUUCUAUGUGUUGUCGCUUCUCUUGACCGAGAACUAAAAGAUUUAUAUGAGCUGCGGGUGUUUGCUACAGAUUCUGGCUCUCCUCCUUUACAGACUGUUAAAACACUACUUUUGAAAAUCACUGAUUUAAAUGAUCAGCCCCCUAUUUUUAAUGACCCUGAUGGCUACCAAGCCACAGUAUCAGAAGCGGCAUCUCUUGGCAUUGCUGUGCUUACUGUUAAUGCACAGGACUUAGACGAAGAUGGCCCAAACUCAAGAAUAACCUACACUCUCCAGAAGAGCACUGCUUCGUCAGCUUUUGUGUUAGAUCCACAUACAGGGAUCCUAAGCAUUUUUAAACCACUUGAUCAUGAGUCAGAAACUGUAAUGAACUUGGUUGUUAUAGCUACUGACCAUGGAAACCCUCAACUGUCCACCAGUUGCCAAGUGACCAUAAUGGUUGAGGAUGUCAAUGACAAUGAACCGGUCUUCUUGCAGCAGUUCUACAAUGUAACGUUGCAUGAGCAUUCUACAAUCGGGCACUGCUUCCUUCAGGUGAAAGCAACAGAUGCAGACUCUGGUUCUUUUGGACAAGUUCACUACUCCCUAUAUAAUAGAAUUCACUACUCCAAAGAGUCUCAGAAGUUCUGGAUUGAACAUGAUUCUGGACGUAUUUGUGUAUCACAAGAUAUUGACAGGGAGGGAGAGCCUGGGAGCUAUGAUCUUCUUGUAAAAGCACAGGAUGAGGGUGGCCUAAGCGCUCAGGCUUUUGUUCGAGUCGAUAUAGAAGACAUAAAUGACAAUGCACCAGUUUUUGAAACUACAACUUAUGUGGCAAGCAUCAGCAGUCACACACAGCCAGGCACGGAGAUUGCUAAUGUCAUAGCCACUGACAGAGAUGGAGGGAUAUUUGGAGAAGUGUUGUAUGAACUUAUACCUGGAGAUAAAACAUCAAUGUUUACUAUUGACUCAUCUGCAGGAAUCAUCUAUUUGAUCUCCGCUCUGAAUCAUUUGGAAGAUUCGCAAGUGAUCAUCUUUGUAUGUGCUCGGGAUAAAGGUGGUCUUACAUCUGCUGUGAAUGCAUCUGUCACUGUAAACAUUUUAAAGACCGCUGUGGCACCGGCAAUUUUUGAGAAAUCACGCUACACGUUUGUUAUUGCUGAGGAUGCUCCGCAGGGAAGUACCGUUGGUACAGUGAAGGCCAGGGAACCUUUAAAUUCGGUGGAGCCCAUUUCAUACAGGAUAUUAUCUGGUGAUCUGCAUGAGAUGUUCUCCAUAAACUCCCAGUUCGGGAUCCUUACAACAAAAAAACAGCUGGAUCAUGAGUCUCAACCCGUUUUUAUCCUCACUGUUCAAUCGCAGCUAGGUAGCUUUCCAGUCUUCAGCAGCACUCAGGUCACCAUUACCGUAACUGAUGUUAAUGACAAUCCGCCUGUUUUUACAAGGGAAGAUGAAAGAAUAAGCAUAUAUCAGACCACCCGCCCUGACAGUGCUUUAUAUAUUGCUAAAGCAGAAGACAUUGACAACGGAUACAAUGGACUCAUCUCCUAUAGCAUUGCAAGUGAAAAGCAAGACAUGUUUCUCAUUGACCCUAACCUUGGCAUUUUGUAUCUCAAUAAGACUUUAACAAUGGUUUGUGAACAUAUUCUUCUUAUAAUGGCUGAGGAUAAUGGACAUCCUAUCUUAAGUUCCCUUCUUACAUUAACUAUUAGUGUCACCAAGCAAGAAAUGGGUAAUAAUUUGACUUUUGGAAAUUUGGUGCAUCAAGUUGAAGUCAGUGAAGAUUUAUCUAUAAAUUCGGAAAUCCUUCAGGUGAAAGCAUAUAAUGAGGGCUCACAUCAGCAGUCUAGAAUAUAUUAUUCUUUGCUGUCUGUUGAGUCUCUCACAUUUGGAAUCCACCCUAAUACCGGGUGGAUUUUCUUGCGUCGUUCUUUGGAUUAUGAAAAAACGAAUAUAUACAAUCUGGUUGUGGUGGCAAUUAGCAGUGAUCAUGGAGAGGAACAAACUGCCACCACUUCAGUAUUUGUGAACAUUGUGGACAUAAAUGACAAUUACCCGACUUUCAAUCAGCACGCCCAUUUCUUCACUGUUGUAGAAAGUCCUACUCCUCAUGGUGUGAUUGGCAUAAUUACAGCAUUGGACAGGGACUCUGGGAUAAAUGGACAGCUGUCAUUCUUUCUCCUGUCUGAAGAAAAUUAUUUCCAAAUAAACGCCGGGACAGGAGAACUGAUAAAUGCUGCAGCUUUAGAUCGUGAACAGAAAACACACCACCAGCUUACUGUGCAAGUGACAGACCAUGGUACGCCUCGUCGUAAUGCUACAACCGCAAUUUACAUCACAGUCGCUGACCUUAAUGACAACAAGCCAUACUUCCCACAGCUGCCACCAGGAAAGCAGCUACAUGUCAAGGUUCCGGAUGGCCAGCCAGGACAUAUGUUGGUGACUACGGUGUAUGCAAAGGAUCCUGAUGCUGCCAAUAAUGGCUCAGUUUUGUAUUCAUUGACCUCCGAUGAUAAUCUGGAUCAUUUCUUUAUUGACAUUAGUAGUGGGGAAAUAUGGACAACUAAGACUCUGUCAGCAACCCAAAGAUCACAGUACCGUUUAUCUGUCACAGCAACUGACCAAGGAGUCCCUCCUCUGCAGGAAUAUGUCAUUGUUAAUGUUCAGGUCAUUUCAACUUUUAAAGAGAAACUUAAAGACAAUAUAGAAGUAAAGACCUUGAAGGUUCCAGAGGAAGUGAAACCUGCACAAGUGAUUGGCUCAGUGAAGUCACAUGGAGAUAGGUUGUUGUCCAGUACGAAUCUCCAUUACCGCAUAUCUGAAGAAGAGCACAGCAGCCAUUUUGCCAUUGACAGUUCUACUGGAGAUAUAUACCUAUCCAGGCCACUAGAUUAUGAAACAAACACCCAAUACAUGUUACACCUCAGUAUACAAGACUAUAAUGAGCGACGUCCUCAAAACCACUCUAUCAUCCUAAAGAUUGAGGUAGAAGAUGGAAAUGAUCACUAUCCUGUUUUUCUUGACCACAUUGUUGUCAUAGGCAUUGAAGAAAAUGUACCUAUUGGGACUGUCUUGUAUACAUUUAAGGCCAAAGAUGGAGAUGGGAAUAUAGCAAACAGCAAGAUUAAAUAUUCAUUAAAUACAGAUGGUACAAAUGAAAAUACUUUUUUAAUUCAUGAAUGGGAUGGAUUCUUGACUACAGACAAAGAGCUGGACAGAGAAACAGUAGAAUCAUUUACUCUGACAGUGAUUGCAACUGACCAGGCAGCUAACAUAACACAUCGCCGACACUGUUCACUGACUGCUCGGAUUAUCCUUCAAGACGUCAACGACAACAGUCCAAGUUUUCUAUCACUGCCUGAUGCUUCGGUAAUGGAGGAUGCAGAAAUUGGCUCACCCGUCCAUCGUGUAGUGGCUAAGGAUCCGGAUGAGGGAAGGAAUGGAAAAAUAACAUUUCAAAUCAUGGAUGGGAAUACAAAGGAAGUUUUUUUGCUGGACGAAGCAACAGGAUGGAUAACCUUAUCGUCUAUAGUAGACCGGGAGAUUCAGGAAAUUUAUAUUUUGACCAUAUUGGCCACAGACAACGGGACUCCAGUUCUCUCAGCAACGCAGACCUUGACAGUCAGAGUCAUCGAUGUAAAUGAUGCUACACCAAUAUUUAAGCAAAUGUUGUAUGAAACUGCAGUUCCUGAGAACCAAGAGCCUGGGCAACAUAUCAUGACAUUGGAAGCAGAGGACAGUGAUUCAGGAAUCAACUCUAUGCUUACUUAUCACAUCAUGCCAGGCCCAGCACAGGAGCUUUUCAGGAUUAACCCUGAGACUGGAGAGUUAAUUUCAGCAGCUACAUUUGACAGAGAGAAACAGGAUCAUUUUACCAUUAAAGUACUAGUGACAGAUGGUGGAUCCCCCUCAUUCUCCAGUUCAACAACCAUUGUCUGCAAAGUCCUGGAUGAGAAUGAUAAUGCUCCUGAGCUUUUACUUCCUGUGGCUGAGAUUCAUGUCCCAGAAAACCAGGAUCUGGGAAUAAUUCACAAAGUAUUGGCUGUAGACAAGGAUGCUAGCAACAAUGGCAGAGUACAUUUCCAAAUAAUUGGUGGAAACACGGGCGGAUACUUUGCCAUCAAUAACACGUCAGGGGAGCUCUGGACCACCCGCACCUUAGAUAGAGAGGAUGUCAGCAGCUUUACCAUUAUCGUUGAAUGCCAUGACUUGGGCAGUCCCCGCAAAAGAACCUCAGCCAAACUGCACAUUAAGGUUUUAGAUGUAAAUGACAAUCCACCUACAUUCCCCAAGAGCCAGUACCGCACAUCUAUGAGAGAAGACUUACACGUUGGAUCAACAGUUUUGAGCCUUCAGGCUUUUGAUAUAGAUGAAGGCCUAAAUGGUGAAGUGAAGUACUCAUUGAUCGAUGACAUGCAAGGCGUUUUCACUAUAGACAAAACAAAUGGAAGCAUUGUGACUGCAAAAGCUUUAGACAGAGAAAGCAAAUACCAAUAUGUGUUCAGAGCAAUGGCUACUGACUGUAGCAUUUAUGGCCCAAAAAGUUCCACCGCCAAAGUUGUGGUGCAUAUUGAAGACAUCAAUGAUAAUGUGCCAUCUUUUUUAGAGGAUCCUGUUCAAGUCCUCAUUUCUCCUCAAACCUUGGUUAAUACCUCUAUUACUACUGUACAUGCAAAUGAUUUGGAUCUAGGCUUGAACGGAACAGUGGUGUAUAGUCUGGUUACACCUGACCCACUCUUCCAUAUUAAUCGGGAAACAGGAGAGAUCCAACUUCAGAUGCCGUUGUCGUCUGAUUACUUCAGGGGUGGAGUUCUCAGAGUGGAGGCUUCAGAUCUCGGAGACCCAGUCAGGACAUCAACAGGUCUUGUGACAGUUGACCUAGAAGGCCUGGAAAAAGACAUUUCCUUUGUGCAAGCUGUCUAUGAAGUUAUCAUUUUGGAAAACAGUGAAACAGGAACGGCAGUGGUAACUGUAAAAGCCGAACAGCGGAAGCCAAACAAAGGAACCGUAGUCUACAGGUUAAUCAGUGGAGAUACAGAGGCCUUUAUAUUAAAUUCUGAAACAGGAGAACUCACAGUACAAGAGCCAUCACUGCUUGACUUUGAAUUCACAAAUAAAAUGAAUCUCAUAAUUUCUGCUGAAAUCAGCGUUUCUGUGGCAUACUGCAGAGUGUCCAUGAUAAUCCAAGAUGAGAAUGAUAACUCCCCAGUAUUUGACCAAGACAAUCACAUGACUUCGGUUCUGGAAGGUCAGGGCUACAAUCUGUUUGUUAUCCAGGUUUUUGCCACAGACGCAGACAGUGGGCUAAAUGGUCAGGUAGAUUACACUAUUGUGGAUGGCAAUGAAAAUAAAGCGUUUUCAAUUGAUUCCAGAUGGGGCAUUAUUUCCACAAAUGCUAUCCUGGAUCGGGAAAUAAAAGCCUCCUACAGACUGGUCCUUCAGGCCACUGACAGGGGAUCUCCUAGUCUUUCUGCAACAACUUUAGUCACAGUAUCAGUUGUGGAUAUCAAUGACAAUGCACCUACUAUACCUCCCUUGGAAGCAGUGUUCAUUCCUGAAGAUUCUUCUCCUGGUUACACUAUAGUUUGUGUAUCAGCCAAUGAUGUGGAUCUGAUGCCAAAUGUUUCAUACAGUUUUACUAAAGAUGGAAACCCUGGGGAGAAAUUUGCAAUUGACAAAUACUCUGGAGUUCUAACUCUCAUUGGCUUCUUGGAUUAUGAGGAGACAUCUCAACAUCACCUGUGGAUUCAGGCCUCUGAUUCCUUACACCUGACUGAAGCAGAGCUCAGUAUUGUGGUUUUAGACAUAAAUGAUAAUCCACCUUUAUUUACUAAAGAAUCAUAUAAGGUAACAGUACCUGAGCUGACUGCAUCUGAUACAUUUAUCAUUAGCAUAUCUGCUACAGACAGAGACUCUGGGAAGUACGGACCUGUUUCUUACAGAAUUAUUUCACCAAUUAAAGGAUUUAUAAUUAAUCCAACCACUGGUUCAGUGCAUACUGAAGUGCCAGUGGGAACGAAGGAGAAGAGUACAGUGAUUCCCAUUUUGAUAGAAGCCAAGGAUAACGGCAUUCCAGCUUUGUCCUCUUCUACCAUUCUUGAGCUAGAGAUUCAUGAUGUGAAUAAUCAUGCACCCACAUUUUCAGAGGAUAUAUACCGGAUCAGCAUAAGCGAAGAUACUGCAGUUGGGGAGACCAUUCUAAUCUUCACAGCUACAGAUAUGGAUUGGACACGUGAAAAUGCAUUUAUUGACUUUUCUAUUGUCAGUGGAAAUUCACACAAUCUGUUCAGUGUACAAAGCAUUGGAAUUCUUUCUCAGCCUCCUUUUAUAGUAAUUGGAAAACUAGUUCUAAAUGGCAUUUUGGACUAUGAGACAAACACCACCCACAUCUUACGUUUAGCAGGCUCUGACCGAGGGUCCCCUCCUUUAAAUUCCAGUGCCACUGUUUGGAUAUCUGUUCUUGAUUGCAAUGACAAUCCACCAAUAUUUGAAAACACGGAAUACCAUGUUAGCGUGAGAGAACAUCAUCCGAUAAAUAGUGAAGUUAUCAAUGUAUUAGCCACUGACUGUGACAGUGGAGAGAAUGCGGAUAUUAUGUACAGUAUCGUUUCAGGGAAUCCCGAAGGCAUUUUCACAAUUGAUUCACAAAAUGGCACUGUCAUGUUAGCACAGCCUCUGAAUUAUGAAAAUGUUAUUACACAUACAUUAAUUUUAAAGGCUACUGAUGGUCUGGGAAGUAAAAAACAUGAGUCAUUUUCAAAACUCUUCAUCACUGUCCUGGAUGAAAAUGACUUUGCACCAAUGUUCCUCUUUAACAGUCUUAGUUGCAGUCUCCAUGAGAAUGUGCCUCCCUUCUCACCAGUAUGCACAGCUAGUGCCAUUGACUUAGAUUCAGGGCUGUUUGGUGUCUUGAGUUACUCAAUUCAAUCUGUGUGCCUAAAUGAGCCCAAACAUCAAGAUCGAUUCUUUAUAGAUUCGUUGACUGGGGAUAUUUAUACCAAGCACAAAAUCGAUUAUGAGACACAAAAAAGAUAUUGCCUUGUCGUUCAGGUGAAAGACAGAAGUGAAUCCACAGCCUGUGUUCUAGUGUAUGUGGACAUUAAAGGGCAGGAUGAGUUUUCACCUGUAUUUCAUGAGUCUCAAUAUCUUUUUGAUUUGCCACAAGAAAACAAACCUGGACAAACUGUUGGCACAGUGGUAGCUUCAGACAAUGAUGAAGGCCUUGACGGAGUCAUCCAUUAUUUAUUUGAAAAGCCCUCACCGUUCUUUUCUAUCAAUACAACAAGUGGGAUUAUACGCUUAAUUCGAAGUGUUUAUAAGAUACGAAGUGGCACUAAUAAAAAUUCUGACAUUAUUGAGUUAGUGGUAAAAGCUCAAAGCCCAAGGUUAGACUCAAGGUCAUCAACCUGUACUGUUCAAGUUAACAUUUCAACAGCAUUAGAAGGUUAUUAUGGAAUGUCAGCAAACAUACUUUCCAUCAGUUUCAGCAUUUGCUUUGUGGUUUUCUUACUACUGGCCAUAAGCCUUAUUGGAAUUAUUUUAAGAUUUAAACGAAAAGAUGUUGUAAAUACUUGUGGGAUAAAAGAGGCUGCCAUUCCUGCACUUCCCAAUUCAAAUGUUAAAAACUGCAUGUCUGAUGAAUGUCCAAAAUAUGAAAAUAUCAAGAGCAGUUUAGCUCCAGAUACAUCAGAGUGGCUGGGCUUAGUUGGCAUUAGAGAAAAGAAAGACACUGGGAACAAAUGCAGGAAUUCAGACUCGAGUGGCCACGGCUCGACAGAAGGGGAAACUGCUGAAGAUGAAGAAAUAAAGAUGAUCAAUGAAUACCCUAUUAGAAAAGAAUCUGGCUCUGUUCUGAGUGAAAGAGCCUCAAGAGUUCCAGACUCUGGAAUUCCAAGAGACUCUGAUCUGCUCUCAUGUGAAUCAGAUGAAACAGAUGUGGUGAUCGGGUCAGAAAGCACAGAGAGUGUAGUGAUCCUCAAGGAGGAAAAUGGAGAAGGAGAGCAUCAUGCGUAUUAUAACUGCAAAAAGGAAGCACCACCAAUACAGCAAAACAAUCCAAAGGACAAAAACACACUGCCUGACAGCAGUCAGGACUACAUCUAUGUUCCCAUGACAUACCAAUCCAGAUAUGGGUCUUUGGCAUCUUUAGUAGCCUCUGACGAGGACUUGAGAGGAAGUUAUAAUUGGGAUUACCUGCUUAGUUGGGAGCCCAGGUUUCAGACUCUUUCCUCUGUUUUCUGUGAUAUUGGAAGACUUAAAGAUGAAAAGAUGCACAGGCAUGUUCCUAAGAAGAAGCCAUUUGUUUUCCCUCCCCCACUAAUCACAUCUGUGGCACAGCCCGGGAUUAGGGCCGUUCCACCUCGAAUGCCAACUAUAAUGUCAAGACAAACAUUUGUAAAAUAUCCCCGCUCCCCUUUUUUCUCUAAUCUGGCAUGUCAGCCCUCAACUAUGACCCCAACAUUUUCACCUUCUCUGUCUAUGCUCACGGUCCACACUCCUUCAACCUCACCUGUGCGUUCAGACACAGGAGUUAAUGGAUCAUCAGUGCCUGCUCUGUCUGAAGAACUGCUAGUACAACAAGAGUUUCAGGUAUGAAACAUGAGAUAGUUCCAACUACAAGCAUUUGUGUGGACCAAAUAAGGCAUGUCUAACCUAAUAAAGACUCUUCAUUGUGUUUCGGUUGUAACAUAUCUGCUACCUACAUUGGUACACAGUACAUUUAAGCCAAUCAAAAACACUGAACUCGGUGACUGCUCUGCUUUUGUGUUUGGUUGCAAGAAGACAUUUUGUUUUGUAGUUACAAAUUACUUUUUAGUACUGAUGAUUCCCUAAAUAUCAAGCUCUUACCAUGCAUGGACAUGUUGUGCAAUCAGUAAGUUCAAUUACAGGCCAGUACUUACCAGCAUAUAGUUAUAUACUGAUACUAGAAUGUAACAAUAUUUUAUUUAUGAACUCCCUUACAGUAUUGUGUACAUAGUGUAGAUGAUACAUAAUUUCAUCCAUAAGUAUAACUGACAUUAUCAAGUAAUUCUGCAUUAAUUAUAAAUCUCUUUAACUAAAUCAAUAACUCAGAGAAUGGUCAUUAGACAUGGGGUAGAUAGAUUUACUAAAGCUUCUACAACAGACAAGUGGAGGUGUUGCUCAUAGUAAGCAAUCAGAUUCUGUCAUUUUCUAGAAUGCAAUAGAGAAAUGAUAGCUAGAAUGUGAUUGGUUGCAAUGGGUAACACCACCACUUUUCAUUGUUAAAAGCUUUAGUAAAUCUACCCCAUAGACAGCAUUGUUACUGGGUGGUUUGUAAUAAGAAAUGUCACACUCCACAGCACUAGCCAUUGGCUUAUCUAUAAUGGGUGCAGGAUGUGUGGUGCACACAGGCCCCUGGGUCCAGGGGGCCUACACUGCACACCCUGUACCCACAUAAUUAUAUUACCCCUCCCGAAGUCCUGCAGCAGCUGAAACUGCAGACAUAAAACACUGGGAAAAUGGUGUGGCGGACAUUUUCAUGGUGAUUUGUGCAUGUGCAGUAGAUAUGUCCCUGGGAACAAGGUGCGGGCACCAUGUUCCAGGAAACCUGUGCAUGCGCAGUAGACUCUGGCACAAAGCCAGAGUCUACAGUGUUGUGAUUGCUGCCAGAGAGGAGGGGGCCCGUACAGAGCCUGCACAUAGGCUCUCUCCUUUCUUUAGCCAUCCCUGGCACUAAUGUGAUAUCUUUAUACUCAAGCCUGAUUUGUGGUAAGGUCUCAUAGGGGCCUACAGUACCAGAUUUGCAGCGAUAGCUACUGUUUCAUCAUCUGGUCUUAUUCUUUUUUUACCUAAGUAGGCCUAGCAGCUUGUAUAUAAAAAGCUUAAUUACUAAUACAAUAAAUUAAUUUUUUAGAAACAGGAAAAUGAAACUUGAUGACCCUGUGAAUCUACGUUGGGUAGGAAGCUGGAAGUUUGGCAAUGAAUAACAGUAAAAGGGGGCAAACAAUGUAAAUCUGGCCCAGGUUAAAUGCAGCUGGGAAUGGUGCUCACCCUGUGGAAAUGGGUCUUAUGCUGAUGGAGAAGUUCUUACACCAUUACACCAGGAAAUUCUAAUAUUUUUUUUAUUGUGCACAACAUGCAAAUGAUUUAUUACAUGUAUUACGCAUACCAUGUGGCAUGGUUGGAAGAGAUACAUAAUAACUGUGAAAAAAUCGGAGUAUCUCUGCCGUUUUCUUAAAUAUUAGUUGGGUUGUUUUUUUCCCCUGAAUCCCCUCCCUUCCCAAUAAUAGUAGUAAAAACAAUAAUGGGUCCCUCCCAGAGGAAGAACUCUGGGAGGCAACGGAGUCAUCUGCCGCCGGGCUCCUGCUCUGAAGGGGGGCACCUCUCCUCCCAUUCUGUGACACCAUUGAAUUAAGUUAAUUGACAGCUGUUGCUGUCUUUUCAGUGGCCGACUUCCUCACUGGUCCCUGCACUUUACAAAUCACACCCUCUUUAUUAUACGGAAUAUACUCAUUUUACAAGUGUCAUACCCAGGAUUAGAA
Molecule: messenger RNA, 12857 nt
Organism: Pseudophryne corroboree (corroboree frog)
Lineage: Eukaryota; Metazoa; Chordata; Amphibia; Anura; Myobatrachidae
Gene: DCHS2
Product: dachsous cadherin-related 2
Exons: 20
Coding region: 595-10950 (3451 amino acids)
Biological process (GO): homophilic cell-cell adhesion
Cellular component (GO): plasma membrane
Molecular function (GO): calcium ion binding
Source: RefSeq, a predicted model, not a curated record